Messenger RNA from Coregonus sp. 'balchen', 17961 nucleotides. The record is from the annotation of a GenBank genome assembly. Lineage: Eukaryota; Metazoa; Chordata; Actinopteri; Salmoniformes; Salmonidae.
GAGCACUGUUUCAGGUUCCCAGUCGAUUUUCCAGACAACUUUCCUUAGGCUAGUACACGGACUGUGACACGUACCCAACAGUUUACGUGUGUUGAAUAACUACUUGGGGUAGGGAAAAGGAGGGGAAUUGUACUAUUAGGGUGACAUCCCUGUCAAAAUAUCAAGUGUUUGUAUAACCGAGUUGGAAGCAUGAAGGCAGGGGCGUGCGACAAUGCUAAUGCAGGUAUGUAACAAGGGCCAGCAUUGUUGUUGUUUUGUAACCAGUGAUCAUUGAGAAGCUCUGCUUUCAGGAAAUUGUUACAGGGUUUAUAGUAGUCAGCAUAUCCGAACCGCUUGCUUUCAGCUGCACUAGGGUCGACAGCAUUCUUGUGUAUAUUAAGACACCAUGGAGUCGCUCGGAAAAGGGAAAACAUACCUCAAUACAGGGAUAAGAAAUGCGUUGUUCUCCGAAUUGUCCCAUUAUCCCAACUGUUACACAAAUAAGAUUGAACAACUUUUAGUUUUUAAAUAAACUGCUGUUUUCCUCCUCAUGCUAAGAAGCAGUGGCAACAGCAGCCAGAAUGGCAAAUUGUGUUGAACAUAGGAGCUGAUUGGUAGGCCGUCAUUGUAAAUAAGAAAUUGUUCUUAAUUAACUUGCCUAGUUAAAUAAAGGUUAAAUAAUAAAUAAAAAUUGCUGCUGUGGCUUCUGCUACCUAGCAUGAGGACGAAAAUGACAGUUUCUAGAAAAACGAGCAGUCGUUCAAUCUUCUCAGUGUAACAGUUAGGAUAAUGGGACAAUUAGGGGUAUAACGCAUUUCUCGUCUCAGGAUUGAGGUACGUUUUGGGAGCCAUAUCUCGCGCCAGCUCCGCAGUGUCUUAAUAUACACGGCAUAUGCUUUCCGACCCUAGUGCAGCUGUAAGUAAGCGGGUCGGAUCUGCUGACUAGGUUUAUAACAAUAUGAUACAUUGAUUAUCAUGAGUUACAUUGCAUCCCAGUUAUUGAAUUGCAAUAUACACAAUCAGCAUAUAAUCAGGAACAACAAAGGACUUAUAGUUCCUUAUGAAUUAUAAUACACUGUGGCAUAAAUACUGUACACAUACCUGUGGCAUUCUUGUGAACAGUAGGGUAAAGGUGUUUCUCAGAAGUGUGAAUUGGUAUGCAUAUUUUCCCCUUCUCUCUUAGGUGCUCCUUUCAUUGAGCAGUCCUCAGGACAGGGAGACUCGUCUGGGAGCAGUGAUGAAGGGGAAGGGACCAUGGACAAGGACCCAGUACCAGCAGCAGAGAGGGCAGUGGAGACUGAGAGCAUGAUGAAACGGCUGUUUGGGUUUGAGAAGGAGGACCUGUCCUCCUGGCAUCGCUUGGUGUGUCUCCUAAACCGCCCCACUGACCCUGCUUCUCUGGGCAUCUUCCGCUUCCUGUUUGGUGAGCUCUGUCAUCUCCACUAAGUUUAGUUACCCUUGGUCAAAAUGGCUGCAGGGUCUGGCAUUUUAAUUUGUGCCUGAGAAUCGAAUAAAUCGCAUUAAGAAGUUGAGUUUCAUAUGCAAGUCAAAUAAUCUGCUGGUGGUCAGGUGAGUGUAGUCUUGUGUAAUAUCUCUUGUUGUUCUAAUCUUCUGUGUGUCUUCCCCUGUCUCUGUCCCCAGGCAUGAUAAUGGCUAUAGACAUUACACAGGAGCGAGGCCUUAGCCACCUGGAUUACAAGUACCUGGAUGGGGCUCCUGUUUGCCGCUUCCCUCUCUUCAACUUCCUGCAGCCGCUGCCUCUUGAUUAUAUGUACCUGGUCUAUGUGGUGAUGCUCUUUGGUAGGUCAAGUUCUGAAUCAGUGAUUGGAACAGCUGCUGUAUGUUGUCCCCUUUGUGUGUGGGUUUAUGUGAUAGUGUUGAUAUGCUUUCAUCUUUUUAAUGUGUGUUGAUGGAUGUCUUUUUAUAGGUGCUGUGGGAAUCAUGUUGGGCUGUUUCUACCGCCUCUCCUGUCUCAUGUUCAUAUCCACCUACUGGUACAUCUUCUUCCUGGACAAAACAGCAUGGAACAACCACUCUUACCUCUACGGCCUCAUUGGCUUCCAGCUCACAUUCAUGGACGCCAACAGAUACUGGUGAGUUGCAGAACUCUUAUGAAACCAUUACUAUACAUUUGUUAAACAGAUAAUAUAUUUGUUAGAUUGAAGUUGUUUGUAUCUUUCCGUGUGAGUGUGUUUGCCUGCAUGCAUUUAUGUACAUACAGUAUAUUAUUAUUUUCAGGUCAAUAGAUGGAUUACGUAAUCCUAAAAAAAAGAAUGGCCAAGUGCCACUUUGGAACUACACUCUUCUGAGGUUUCAGGUCUGUUGAGUUCAUGGACACUUUACUUUACUACUCUAUCAAGGGUAUCUGCCUUAUAACAUGUGUAUGAUAAACUUUGAGGACACUACAAUAAUAUGAAAAUCUUCAUCUUUUUCCUUGGUAGAUUUUCAUAGUAUACUUCAUUGCUGGAAUCAAGAAACUGGAUGCAGACUGGGUACAGGGAUACUCCAUGUCAUACUUGGCACACCAUUGGCUUUUUGACCCUUUCAGGUUAGUUAACAUUUUUAGAUUACAUUUUAGUAAUUUAGCAGACAUGCUUAUCUAGAGCGACUUACAGCAGUGAGUGCAUAUAUUUUCGUAUUUUUUCAUACUGGUCCCCCGUGGGAAUCAAACCCACAACCCUGGUAUUAAAAGCGCCAUGCUUAGGGCCAGGUGUCCCCCCCUUUUUCAUGUAUUCUACCCUGCAUUUCGAUCAUCCGACCUCAAGAGGCCAAUAAGGCACCUGCUCACACCACCUGUGAAUUGUCACGUGUGCAUUCAAUGACCAUCUAACUUUUAUUUUUUUUCGCUAUAGAAAUACAUGUAAAAACGUACACUACAGGUCAAAAGUUUAGAACACCUACUUCUUCAAGGGUUUUUCUUUAUUUUUACUAUUUUCUACAUUGUAGAAUAAUAGUGAAGACAUCAAAACUAUUAAAUAACACAUAUGGAAUCAUGUAGUAACCAAAAAAGUGUUAAACUAAUCUUAACAUAUUUUAGAUUAUUCAAAGUAGCCACCCUUUGCCUUGACAGCUUUGCACACUUAUUUUCUUUCUUCAAAACAUAGGUUUAAUCUCAAUUUUAGAUAUAAUUGUAAUAUACAUGCCAUAAUGUAUUGUAAGGUGUGUUGGACAAAUAUAUUUAUUUUGGCAUGGCAGUAUUGUAUUGAUCUACUGUCAGUUUGAUCUACAGUGAUGGCUUACCUUUACACUCGUCUUUGCAGUCAUUCAUUAUAUAAUGCUGUAAUAUCCUCACUCAUAUAAUGUCAAUUCGUUUUUUACCAUUAGUGUCUGUGCAUCCAUUUGUACAUUAUACAGAGAUUAUUCCACCAUGCUUAUCGUUAUUAAAACGUGCAUUUUCAAAAGCUGGAUGUUUAUAAGGUGUGUGUUGGUGCAUUACUAUCAAGUUCAACUCUACUGAAAAUGUUCUGAUGAAUUGCCAAAAGACAGCUAGGUAAAGGAUAAUUCAGGCUAAAAGUAAAUCCCAAUGCAAUUCCAUCCUUUUUUACCAUCUGCUUGAAUUUUCAUAUAAAAACUGAAAUAGUGAUGGAGGGAAAGACAAUCACAGAACAUGCGUAGUUCACACAAAACAAACAGCACAGAGAUCAUGCUAGAGGAUAGAGGAACAGGUUGCAAAUAUUCAGAGUACUGAGGCAGAAUAAAGACUCCAAUCAUACAACAGCUAGGCUAUCAGGACAAGUAAUAAAUACCUUCACACAUAGUUACCGGUAUUUUGUAUGUUAGACAGUUCUGUAAUGGCAUAGGUCUGCUGAGUAAGUUCAGCUGGCUGUCUGGUCUGUAGGUUCAACCAAUAAACAGUAAGUGCUACAUAGAAACAUACAGUCAGUUUGCAGGGGAUGUGUAGUUUCUUUGACUCUGAGCGGGAGUAUAUCCCCCACCCUCCCCGACAGCACGGACUCAAAUUAAUCUUUUACCAGGACCCAAAUCUAAUUCCUGCAAGCUGUACAACCCCCAUGUCAUACUUGGCACACCAUUGGCUUUUUGACCCUUUCAGGUUAGUUAACAUUUUUAGAUUACAUUUUAGUAAUUUAGCAGACAUGCUUAUCUAGAGCGACUUACAACAGUGAGUGCAUAUAUUUUCGUAUUUUUUCAUACUGGUCCCCCGUGGGAAUCAAACCCACAACCCUGGUAUUAAAAGCGCCAUGCUUAGGGCCAGGUGUCCCCCCCUUUUUCAUGUAUUCUACCCUGCAUUUCGAUCAUCCGACCUCAAGAGGCCAAUAAGGCACCUGCUCACACCACCUGUGAAUUGUCACAUGUGCAUUCCAUGACCAUCUAACUUUUAUUUUUUUUCGCUAUAGAAAUACAUGUAAAAACGUACACUACAGGUCAAAAGUUUAGAACACCUAUUUCUUCAAGGGUUUUUCUUUAUUUUUACUAUUUUCUACAUUGUAGAAUAAUAGUGAAGACAUCAAAACUAUUAAAUAACACAUAUGGAAUCAUGUAGUAACCAAAAAAGUGUUAAACAAAUCAUAAUAUAUUUGAGAUUCUUCAAAUAGCCACCCUUUGCCUUGAGGACAGAUUUGCACACUCUUGGCAUUCUCUCAACCAGCUUCACCUGGAAUGCUUUUCCAACACUCUUGAAGGAGUUCCCACAUAUGCUGAGCACUUGUUGGCUGCUUUUCCUUCACUCUGCGGUCCGACUCAUGCCAAACCAUCUCAAUUUGGUUGAGGUCGGGGUAUUGUGGAGGCCAGGUCAUCUGAUGCAGCACUCCAUCACUCUCCUUCUUGGUAAAAUAGCCCUUACACAGCCUGGAGGUGUGUUGGGUCAUUGUCCUGUUGAAAAACAAAUUAUAGUCCCACUAAGCCCAAACCAGAUGGGAUGGCGUAUCGCUGCAGAAUGCUGUGGUAGCCAUGCUGGUUAAGUGUGCCUUGAAUUGUAAAUAAAUCACAGACAGUGUCCCCAGCAAAGCACCAUAACACCACCUCCUCCAUGCUUUACGGUGGGAAAUAAACAUGCGGAUAUCAUCCAUUCACCCACACCGUAUCUCACAAAGACACGGCGGUUGGAACCAAAAAUCUCCAAUUUGGACUCCAGACCAAAGGACACAUUUCCACCGGUCUAAUGUCCAUUGCUCAUGUUUCUUGGCCCAAGCAAGUCUCUUCUUCUUUUUGGUGUCCUUUAUUAGUGGUUUCUUUGCAGCAAUUCGACCAUGAAGGCCUGAUUCACACAGUCUCAUCUGAACAGUUGAUGUUGAGAUGUGUCUGUUACUUGAACUCUGUGAAGCAUUUAUUUGGGCUGCAAUUUCUGAGGCAGGUAACUCUAAUGAACUUAUCCUCUGCAGCAGAGGUAACUCUGGGUCUUCCAUUCCUAUGGCGAGCCUCAUGAGAGCCAGUUUCAUCAUAGCGCUUGAUGGUUUUUGGGACUGCACUUGAAGAAACUUUCAAAGUUCUUGACAUUUUCCAUAUUGACUGACCUUCAUGUCUUAAAGUAAUGAUGGACUGUCGAUCUCUUUGCUUAUUUGAGCUGUUCUUGCCAUAAUGUGGACUUGGUCUUUUACUAAAUAGGGCUAUCUUCUGUAUACCUUGUCACAACAACUGAUUGGCUCAAACGCAUUAAGAACUAAAUAAAUUCCACAAAUUAACUUUUAACAAGGCACACCUGUUAAUUGAAAUGCAUUCCAGGUGACUACCUCAUGAAGCUGGUUGAGAGAAUUCCAAGAGUGUACGAAGCUGUUAUCAAGGCGAAGGGUGGCUAUUUGAAGAUUCUGAAAUAUAAAGUAUAUUUUGAUUUGUUUAACACUUUUGUGGUUACUACAUGAUUCCAUAUGUGUUAUUUCAUGGUUUUGAUGUCUUCACUAUUAUAAAAAUGAAUGCACACAUGACUGUAAGUCGCUUUGGAUAAAAGCGUCUGCUAAAUGGCAUAUUAUUAUUAUUAUUAUUCUACAAUGUAGAAAAUAGUAAAAAUAAAAAAAAAACCUUGAAUGAGUAGGUGUUCUAAAACUUUUGAACAGCAGUGUAAAUGCUGAGGAUAUGGCUUAGUGCCAACAUCACUCUCAAAAAAGUAAACACACAUGUAAAGAACGGAGGCGCAGACUAGUCAAAAAAACACAAAGCAUCUCCAUAAUAACGGACGAAUCCACUGACACACAAGACCGAUAUGUUCUUCAUAUUUUCAAGGACAACUGGGUGAAGACGUUAAAGUUUUUCUGGCUGAUACAGUGUAUUUACAGGCAGGGAACUAUUCAACAGUGUCAGAAUAUCAUUCCGAGGACCUGCGCUUUUACGUGCGCUUUGUAGAGUCGGAGAAGCGUAUCUCCAAACAAUGCGGUCUUAACAGAGUUGGAGAAGUUGUUGGGUUAUUUCUAUAACUAAUGAAAAUAGGCUAGACAUUUAUGUUCUGAAAAGUCAACAUUUUCCCCUCUAAAUGUUCUGAUAUAAAAUGCCUAUCAAACCCAUAUGUUAAGAACAGACAAUGAAUACGUUGUGAAAUAUUUGUGUUGAUUGGUGUUGUCUUGUUCUGUAAGGAUGAGACUGUUUCGAUAUGUCCUCCACAACCUUCUAUGGUAGAAGCAUUCUCAUAAUCUAAGGCUAAGUUACAGGUUUUGCACAAUAUAUUGUUGUCUGCAAAGAGCGCCCCAGCGGGGUAUUGUCGCGCUCUUUUAUUGAAGCGAUAUUCUGAUUUGGAAUUUUGUAUAUAAUUUAAUUAAAAAAAUUUCUGGUUGGAUUCAUAGUCCCCUUUUAACUGUACUAAUUGCCCCACUUUUAUAACCUCAGAUCAGGGAUUGAGUCUGUUGGAGAGGAUCAGUUUGAGCAAAGUGAGGUGUAGAAUCACUGAUCUAAAAAUAGUAUUCCCUGCCAAAUAAUAGGCUUUGUGCAAUUAAGAUUCGUAUGCCACGCCUCCCCUGGUUUAGGACGCACAACCAGACAUUGAAUGAUUGAUUGGAGAUAGCUUGUGUCAAUUAAAGAGCAUUUCCUAGGAUUUCUGCCUGCAGCAAAACUAGUGGAUAAUACUGGAAAUACUGGUAAAAGAAAACCCCCACAAAAAAAAAAACUAAAACGCCUGGCUCUAACCAUGCUCUACUAACUGAGCCACACAGGACCAUACAAAUGGUAUUUAUCAGACUUCAAUACAAAUGUAUUGAGGGCCAUGCUCCGUCAUCUUUUGGAACGGCUUAAAUAAAACUGCCCCAUGUGGGAUUGUAAGUAUUUCUUUACCCUUUGCGUCUGUCCCACAGGAUGAUUCUUCCUAAUGAAAUGGUGAGUCUGCUGGUGAUCCAUGGAGGUGGUCUUUGUCUGGACCUGUCUGCCGGCUACCUGCUGUUUUUUGAUGCCACACGCCCUUUUGGCAUUUUCUUUGUCAGCUACUUCCACUGCAUGAACUCCCAACUCUUCAGCAUCGGUGAGAGUCUUUUCAGUCAUCAUAAUAUAAGAGGUCAUACAAUAAGUUUUGUAGUGCUCCUAUGUUGUAAAUAAUAUUUGUUGGUCCGUGGUGUGUAAUGAGGAGCAAACAGACGUUGCACUUGACACAUUUAUGAAAUUGCUUAUCCCAGUUACUAAUAAGCAUGUACCAAUUAAGAAAAUGACUGUAAAAACUGUUAAAUCCCUGUGGAUUGAUGAGGAAUUGAAAAAUUGUAUGGUUGAGGGGGAUGAGGCAAAAGGAAUGGCAAAUAAGUCUGGCUGCACAACUGAUUGGCAAACGUGCUGCAAAUUGAGAAAUCAUGUGACUAAACUGAAUAAAAAGAAGAAGAAACUACACUAUGAAACAAAGAUAAAUUACAUAAAGAAUUAUAGUAAAAAGCUUUGGAGCACCUUCAAUGACAUUUUUGGGGAAAAGGCAAACUCGGCUCCAUCAUUCAUUGAAUCAGAUGGCACAUUCAUCACAAAACCGACUGAUAUUGCCAGCUACUUUAAUUAUUUUUUCAUUGGCAAGAUUAGCAAACUUAGGCAUGACAUGCCAGCAACAAACGCUGACACUACACAUCCAAGUAUAUCUGACUAAAUGAUGAAAGACAAGAAUUGUAAUUUAGAAUUCCGUAAAGUGAGUGUGGAAAAGGUGAUCUUUAUUUAUUUAUUGUUGUCUAUCAACAAUGACAAGCCACCGGGGUCUGACAACUAGGAUGGAAAAUUACUGAGGAUAAUAGCGGACGAUAUUGCCACUCCUAUUUGCCAUAUCUUCAAUUUAAGCCUACUAGAAAGUGUGUGGCCUAGAGGGAAGCAAAAGUCAUUCCGCUACCUAAGAAUAGUAAAGCCCCCUUUACUGGCUCAAAUGGCCGACCAAUCAGCCUGUUACCAACCCUUAGUAAAGUUCUGGAAAAAAUUGUGUUUCACCAGAUACAAUGCUAUUUUACAGUAAACAAAUUGAUAAAAGACUUUCAGCAUGCUUAAAGGGAAGGACAUUCAACAAGCACAGCACUUACACAAAUGACUGAUGAUUGGCUGAGAGAAAUUGAUGAUAAAACAAUUGUAGGGGCUGUUUUGUUAGACAUCAGUGCGGCUUUUGACAUUAUCGAUCAUAGCCUGCUGCUGGAAAAGCAUGUGUUAUGGCUUUACACUGCCUGCUAUAUUGUGGAUGAAGAUUUACCUGUCUAACAGAACACAGAGGGUGUUCUUUAAUGGAAGCCUCUCCAACAUAAUCCAGGUAGAAUCAGGAAUUCCCCAUGGCAGCUGUCUAGGCCCCUUAAUUUUUUCAAUCUUUACUAACGGCAAGCCACUGGCUUUGAGUAAAGACAGUGUGCCUAUGUAUGCGGAUGACUCAACACAAUACACAUCAGCUACUACAGCGUCUGAAAUGACUGCAACACUUAACAAAGAGCUGCAGUUAGUUUCAGAAUGGGUGGCAAGGAGUAAGUUAGUCCUAAAUAUUAAAAAAACUAAAAGCAUUGUAUUUGGGACAAAUCAUUCACUAAAUCUUGUAAUAAAUAAUGUGGAAAUUGAGCAAGUUUAGGUGACUAAACUGCUUGGAGCAACCCUGGAUUGUAAACUGUCAUGGUCAAAACAUAUUGAUACAACAGUAGCUAAGAUGGGGAAAAGUCUGUCCAUAAUAAAGCGCUGCUCUACCGCAGGUAGAGGUCCUACAGGCUCUAGUUUUGUCGCACCUGGACUACUGUUCAGUCGUGUGGUCAGGUGCCACAAAGAGGGACUUAAGAAAAUUGCAGUUGGCUCAGAACAGGGCAGCACGGAUGGCCCUUGGAUGUACACAGAGAGCAAACAUUAAUAAUAUGCAUGUCAAUCUCUCCUGGCUCAAAGUGGAGGAGAGAUUGACUUAAUCACUACUUGUAUUUGUGAGAGGUAUUGACAUGUUGAACACACCGAGCUGUCUGUUUAAACGACUAGCACACAGCUCAGACACCCAUGCAUACCCCACAAGAAAUGCCACCAGAGGUCUCUUCACAGUCCCCAAGUCCAGAACAGACUAUGGGAGGCGCACAGUACUACAUAGAGCCAUGACUACAUGGAACUCUAUUCCACAUCAGGUAACUGAUGCAAGCAGUAGAAUCAGAUUUUAAAAACCAGAUAAAAAUAAACCUUAUGGAACAGCGGGGACUGUGAAGCAACGCAAACAUAGACACAUGCAUACACACACAUGAUAACAUACGCACACUUACGCAAGGACUUUGUGAUGUAGAUAUUUGGUAGUGGAGUAGGGGCCUGAGGGCACACACUUAGUGAGUUGUGAAAUCUGUUAUGAAUGUAUUGUAAUGUUUUUAUUAAAUUGUAUAACUGCCUUAAUUUUGCCGGACCCCAGGAACAGUAGCUGUUGCCUUGGCGGCAGCUAAUGGGGAUCCGUAAUAACUACAAAUAAUGAGAAUAGCAAAUGUUACUGUAUAAUAGAAGCUACAUAAUUCAACACUGUAUGUAUAGUGAGGGAAAAAAGUAUUUGAUCCCCUGCUGAUUUUGUACGUUUGCCCACUGACAAAGACAUGAUCAGUCUAUAAUUUUAAUGGUAGGUUUAUUUGAACAGCGAGAGACAGAAUAACAACAAAAAAAUCCAGAAAAACACAUGUCAAAAAUGUUAGAAAUUGAUUUGCAUUUUAAUGAGGGAAAUAAGUAUUUGACCCCUCUGCAAAACAUGACUUAGUACUUGGUGGCAAAACCCUUGUUGGCAAUCACAGAGGUCAGAAGUUUCUUGUAGUUGGCCACCAGGUUUGCACACAUCUCAGGAGGGAUUUUGUUCCACUCUCUUUGCAGAUCUUCUCCAAGUCAUUAAGGUUUCGAGGCUGACGUUUGGCAACUCGAAUCUUCAGCUCCCUCCACAUAUUUUCUAUGGGAUUAAGGUCUGGAGACUGGCUAGGCCACUCCAGGACCUUAAUGUGCUUCUUCUUGAGCCACUCCUUUGUUGCCUUGGCCGUGUGUUUUGGGUCAUUGUCAUGCUGGAAUACCCAUCCACGACCCAUUUUCAAUGCCCUGGCUGAGGGAAGGAGGUUCUCACCCAAGAUUUGACAGUACAUGGCCCCGUCCAUCAUCGCUUUGAUGCGGUGAAGUUGUCCUGUCCCCUUAGCAGAAAAACACCCCCAAAGCAUAAUGUUUCCACCUCCAUGUUUGACGUGGGGAUGGUGUUCUUGGGGUCAUAGGCAGCAUUCCUCCUCCUCCAAACACGGCGAGUUGAGUUGAUGCCAAAGAGCUCGAUUUUGGUCUCAUCUGACCACAACACUUUCACCCAGUUCUCCUCUGAAUCAUUCAGAUGUUAAUUGGCAAACUUCAGACGGCCCUGUAUAUGUGCUUUCUUGAGCAGGGGGACCUUGCGGGCGUUGCAGGAUUUCAGUCCUUCACGGCGUAGUGUGUUACUACAGUGGGGAAAAAAAGUAUUUAGUCAGCCACCAAUUGUGCAAGUUCUCCCACUUAAAAAUAUGAGAGAGGCCUGUAAUUUUCAUCAUAGGUACACGUCAACUAUGACAGAGAAAGUGAGGAAAAAAAAUCCAGAAAUUCACAUUGUAGGAUUUUUAAUGAAUUUAUUUGCAAAUUAUGGUGGAAAAUAAGUAUUUGGUCAAUAACAAAAGUUUCUUAAUACUUUGUUAUAUACCCUUUGUUGGCAAUGACACAGGUCAAACGUUUUCUGUAAGUCUUCACAAGGUUUUCACACACUGUUGCUGGUAUUUUGGCCCAUUCCUCCAUGCAGAUCUCCUCUAGAGCAGUGAUGUUUUGGGGCUGUCGCUGGGCAAUACGGACUUUCAACUCCCGCCAAAGAUUUUCUAUGGGGUUGAGAUCUGGAGACUGGCUAGGCCACUCCAGGACCUUGAAAUGCUUCUUAUGAAGCCACUCCUUCGUUGCCCGGGCGGUGUGUUUGGGAUCAUUGUCAUGCUGAAAGACCCAGCCACGUUUCAUCUUCAAUGCCCUUGCUGAUGGAAGGAGGUUUUCACUCAAAAUCUCAUGAUACAUGGCCCCAUUCAUUCUUUCCUUUACACGGAUCAGUCGUCCUGGUCCCUUUGCAGAAAAACAGCCCCAAAGCAUGAUGUUUCCACCCCCAUGCUUCACAGUAGGUAUGGUGUUCUUUGGAUGCAACUCAGCAUUCUUUGUCCUCCAAACACGACGAGUUGAGUUUUUACCAAAAAGUUAUAUUUUGGUUUCAUCUGACAUUCUCCCAAUCCUCUUCUGGAUCAUCCAAAUGCACUCUAGCAAACUUCAGACGUGCCUGGACAUGUACUGGCUUAAGCAGGGGGACACGUCUGUACUGCAGGAUUUGAGUCCCUGGCAGCGUAGUGUGUUACUGAUGGUAGGCUUUGUUACUUUGGUCCCAGCUCUCUGCAGGUCAUUCACUAGGUCCCCCCGUGUGGUUCUGGGAUUUUUGCUCACCGUUCUUGUGAUCAUUUUGACCCCACAGGGUGAGAUCUUGCGUGGAGCCCCAGAUCGAGGGAGAUUAUCAGUGGUCUUGUAUGUCUUCCAUUUCCUAAUAAUUGCUCCCACAGUUGAUUUCUUCAAACCAAGCUGCUUACCUAUUGCAGAUUCAGUCUUCCCAGCCUGGUGCAGGUCUACAAUUUUGUUUCUGGUGUCCUUUGACAGCUCUUUGGUCUUGGCCAUAGUGGAGUUUGGAGUGUGACUGUUUGAGUUUGUGGACAGGUGUCUUUUAUACUGAUAACAAGUUCAAACAGGUGCCAUUAAUACAGGUAACGAGUGGAGGACAGAGGAGCCUCUUAAAGAAGAAGUUACAGGUCUGUGAGAGCCAGAAAUCUUGCUUGUUUGUAGGUGACCAAAUACUUAUUUUCCACCAUAAUUUGCAAAUAAAUUCAUUAAAAAUCCUACAAUGUGAUAUUCUGGAUUUUUUUCCCUCAUUUUGUCUGUCAUAGUUGACGUGUACCUAUGAUGAAAAUUACAGGCCUCUCUCAUCUUUUUAAGUGGGAGAACUUGCACAAUUGGUGGCUGACUAAAUACUUUUUUUCCCCACUGUAAUUGUUUUCUUGGUGACUAUGGUCCCAGCUGCCUUGAGAUCAUUGACAAGAUCCUCCCGUGUAGUUCUGGGCUGAUUCCUCACCGUUCUCAUGAUCAUUGCAACUCCACGAGGUGAGAUCUUGCAUGGAGCCCCAGGCCGAGGGAGAUUGACAGUUAUUUUGUGUUUUUUCCAUUUGCGAAUAAUCGCACCAACUGUUGUCACCUUCACACCAAGUUGCUUGGCGAUGGUCUUGUAGCCCAUUCCAGCCUUGUGUAGGUCUACAAUCUUGUCCCUGACAUCCUUGGAGAGCUCUUUGGUCUUGGCCAUGGUGGACAGUUUGGAAUCUGAUUGAUUGAUUGCUUCUGUGGACAGGUGUCUUUUAUACAGGUAACAAGCUGAGAUUAGGAGCACUCCCUUUAAGAGUGUGCUCCUAAUCUCAGCUCGUUACCUGUAUAAAAGACACCUGGGAGCCAGAAAUCUUUCUGAUUGAGAGGGGGUCAAAUACUUAUUUCCCUCAUUAAAAUGCUUAUCAAUUUAUAACAUUUUUGACAUGCGUUUUUCUGGAUUUUUUUUUUGUUAUUCUGUCUCUCACUGUUCAAAUAAACCUACCAUUAAAAUUAUAGACUGAUCAUUUCUUUGUCAGUGGGCAAACGUACAAAAUCAGCAGGGGAUCAAAUACUUUUUUCCCUCACUGUAUAGUCCGUUGCACUCUGGGAUGAUGUCCCAUUUUGGAUGGUUGCUUGUAGCCGUGGUGCAUAAUCAUUAGAGGAUUCCAUAGAUAAGGAAAUAAGAUUAAUGUUCACUUGUACUGAGGGCAACAUAAUGCAAGCAGACUCCUGUGGCCCAGAGGACGUUUUCAAAACAAUAUUUUCUUUAAUGAUCCACUAUUUAAGUUAAUCUAUAACCCCCUAUUGAUCACAAAUGCUACUAUUAUUGUCCUUUAUUUUAUCUCCAGGUAUGUUUGCCUACACUAUGCUGGCCACGAGUCCUCUCUUCUGCUACCCUGACUGGCCCAGGCACUUCUUUGCCCGCUUCCCAAAGAUCCUCAGGCCUGUGCUGCCGAUCACGUCUCCUCCCCCACAGCCCAGCACCUCCUGUGUUUACCCAGAGACCCAGCACACAUCUACGGGACCACAGGACACCCCUCCUGCCCCCGUGGCCUCCAAAACACAGUUUAAACACAAGCUGGCAACCCUGUUCACCAUUCUGUACCUGGCUGAACAGUUCUUCCUGCCUUACUCUCACUUCAUCACACAGGUACUACUCCUGUAGAAAUGGAAGAUGCGUUUACAGUGACCAACUUGUAGUCCUUUCCAUGUAUUGAAUCAAGAAAUCGGCAGCAUUUGAUUUGAAUGCCUUGAUUUAAAUGUCACAGUUGUGAGUCACUGAGUGUACCGCUGUCAGCUAAAGUUAUUUCCCAACCCUACGGGUUACCAGAAUAAUUGCUCAAUCAGUGUCAACACUGCUAUCAGUCUGCAGUAAACAGUAGUGUGGAGUAGCUUGAGUCAGCAGAACGGGGGUUCGUUUCCCACGGGGGGCCAGUAUGAAAAUGUAUGCACUCACUAAUUGUAAGUCACUCUGGAUAAGAGCGUCUGCUAAAUGACUACAAUGUAAAUGACUACAAUGUAGUAUAUUUUCUUUUUGAGAUUCUUCAAAUAGCCACCCUUUGCACACUCUUGGCAUUCUCUCAACCAGCUUCAUGAGGUAGUCACCUGGAAUGCAUUUCAAUUAACAGGUGUGCCUUGUUAAAAGUUAAUUUGUGGAAUUUCUUUCCUUCUUAAUGCGUUUGAGCCAAUCAGUUGUGUUGUGACAAGGUAGGGGGGUAUACAGAAGAUAGCCCUAUUUGGUAAAAGACCAAGUCCAUAUUAUGGCAAGAACAGCUCAAAUAAGCAAAGAGAAACGAAAGUCCAUCGUUACUUUAAGACAUGAAGGUUAGUCAAUACAGAACAUUUCAAGAACUUAGAAAGUUUCUUAAAGUGCAGUCUCAAAAACCAUCAAAUGCUAUGAUGAAAUUGGCUCUCAUGAGGACCGCCACAGGAAUGGAACACCCAGAGUUACCGCUGCUGCAGAGGAUAAGUUCAUUAGCGUUACCAGCCUCAGAAAUUGCAGCCCAAAUAAAAGUAACAGUCACAUCUCAACAUCAACUGUUCAGAGCAGACUGUGUGAAUCAGGCCUUCAUGGUCGAAUUGCUGCAAAGAAACCACUACUAAAGGACACCAAUAAGAAGAAGAGACUUGCUUGGGCCAAGAAACACGAGCAAUGGACAUUAGACCGGUGGAAAUUUGUCCUUUGGUCUGGAGUCCAAAUUGGAGAUUUUUGGUUCCAACCGCCAUGUCUUUGUGAGACGUGGUGUGGGUGGACGGAUGAUCUCCGCAUGGUGACACUGUCUGUGAUUUAUUUCGAAUUCAAGGCACACUUAACCAGCAUGGCUACCACAGCAUUCUGCAUCGAUACACCUUCCCAUCUUGUUUGGGCUUAGUGGGACUAUCAUUUGUUUUUCAACAGGACAAUGACACAACACACCUCCACUUUUUUGGUUACUACAUGAUUCCAUAUGUGUUAUUUCAUAGUUUUGAUGUCUUCACUAUUAUUCUACAAUGUAGAAAAUAGUAAAAAUAAAGAAAAACCCUUGAAUGAGUAGGUGUUCUAAAACUUUUGACCAGUAGUGUGUGUAUAUAUCUAGCUUUUCUCUUUUUGACCUAGGGCUAUAACAACUGGACCAAUGGCCUGUAUGGGUACUCCUGGGACAUGAUGGUCCACUCCCGAUCCCACCAGCAUGUCAAGAUCACCUACAGAGACGGAAAAACAGGAGAUAUCGGAUACCUCAACCCUGGGGUGAGCCAUUGAACUAUAAUACAAAUAUCGAAUCAGACUCCUAGGAAGGGUUAGAAAGCACGUGGAAAAAGGGAGGAACUCGGGGAGACAUGGGGAAUGUGACACUAGGGAUAAUAAGCUCAAGUCGAUUUAAUUAACCAUUCAACAUCCCAUUAAAACAAUAAUAGCAUGUUGGUUUCACUUUAAAUGAACUACAACAUACAGAAAUUCAUCAUAAGCCUACGUACAGUAGGACAGAGGUUGUUUGGAAAACCGGACAUGUUGGGAAUGGAGGUGGCUCGUGAUGUUCAUUCAUUUACUUUAAAAAAACAUAUCAAACCUUUAUAGAAAAAAUUGAUGGCAUAUUUACAUUUUACAAUUGAAUUAUUAACUUAUCUGUGACAAUAUCUGGGAGAAGGUGGAUCUGAGUACCUCAUACUGCAAAACUCAUGAAGGUGUUAUGACUGGUUCCAUAAAGGUGAAGCAAAGUGUUAAUGUUCUGUGGCACACCUGUAGGUGUUCACUCAGAGUCGGCGGUGGAAGGACCAUGGGGACAUGCUGAAGCAGUACGCCACCUGCCUGAGCCUCCACCUGCCUCACUACAACAUCUCUGACCCAGAGAUCUACUUCGACAUAUGGGUGUCCAUCAAUGAACGCUUCCAACAACGGUACUAGAUAGCCUUUCUGUGAUCUUUUACAUCCUCCAUAUAGAUAGAAAUGUUCUUCGCUGUACAGUUUGGUCUUGAAUUCUCUUUCCAUCCGUUAGGAUCUUUGACCCCCGUGUGAACAUUGUGAAGGCAGACUGGUCACCAUUCCGCCUAAAUCCCUGGCUCAUGCCUCUGCUGGUGGACCUCUCUCCCUGGAGGACCAAGUUCCAGGAGAUCGAAGGCUCGUUGGACAACCAGACAGAGAUAGUCUUCAUCGCAGACUUCCCAGGUUUGGGGUCUUCUCCCUCUCCCUCAUUGUUUUCCAUUGAGAGUAUUUAACAUGGUGAUCACUAGGUCCUCGCCCAAAGUCAAUUUAAAUAUAUAUUGUGUAUGUGUUGGUUCAUUUUGCCUCUAGGUCUCCACUUAGAGAACUAUGUCAGUGAGGACCUGGGCAACACCAGUGUUCAGGUGCUGCAGGGCCAGCUGAAUGUUGAGAUAGUGGAUGAGAAGAAGAACUACACGCUCCAACCUGGAGAGCAGAAGCAGGUAUGAUCCCUCAUCACCCCACCUGCUAUAGCCAGCCUGUAAUGACACCCUUCACCUGGAUGACAGCUGUACUGUAGUCAUUAUCAUGGGCUGAAACUUACUGCUAAACAUAAGGUUCACAUUCCAGUUGCCAUGCUGUGGCUAGGAGUACUCAUUGUGUGUGUGUGUGUGUGUAUGAGAGAGCAGCUUCCUGCUGGGGCCUACCAUAAGGUGUACACAGUGUCUGAGGGGCCGUCCUGCUACAUGUACAUCUACGUCAACACCACAGAGGCAGCGCUUCAGAGGAACUUCACUAAGCUGUUUGAGCUGCAGGAGCGGGUCCGCAACGGAACAGGUCAGGGCUUAAAUGUACACACGACAGCAAUUAACACAUACAACAGGAACUAACACACAUGAUGGAAGUGCUGAGCUAACACAGCGUUUCGCCCCACAGAAACCGAACCCCUCCCUCCAGAGCUCCAGCCACUCAUCACUGGAGAAAAUGAUGAGGGGUCAGAGGCCAAUGUGAUGGAUCCCGUCGUUCAGCUGUUCCUACGGCGACAGCGGAGAAUGAAAGAAGUAAAGAAGCGCAGGGAAGCCAAUGUGUACGAAAGGCUGAACCGGUUUACUGUGAAAAAGUACUACAUGUUGCGGCGAGCGUGAGUGUUGUUUUCAGUGCAACUACCAAAACUCAUGACAAAACCAUGCAAUUCCUCCUGUUUCCACUGGUAUCCUGCAGUGGCUUGGUUUAAUGUAGACAUUUGCUUUGUAGGAGUAAGUGUCAUAAACACAUGUGCCUUAUAUUUAGUCUGAGUGUACCAUGCUCUGUGUUGUAGGUUCCUGAUGACAGCCAUUGCAAUGCGUAACCUGGCGGUGGGCCUCCCUCCUCUGGAGCAGCUGACCAGGGAAGUGGCCUUCGCGAACAUGAAGGAACCAGAGACGGAGGCCAACCAGGACCUCAAGGAUGAAGUCGGCCACGAUGAGCUCUAGGAGUGUGUAAAUCAUUUUUAAGUGAAUGUGCUUGGAUGACAGUGAGAAUACGCUAGUCUGUUACUACACUGGGUACACCAACCCAGUAAGCCAAAGGAUUUUCAUUUGAAUGGUUUUGAACAUUUGGAAAUGUUUGAAAUUAUGCAGGGGCAACUUUCUGAUUGUCUUAUGACUGAUCUUCCUGUUUAACUGAAAAAAUACAUUCCUAGGUUGUGCAAGAUCACAUUGUUCAUUUUGGUCUUAUUUCUAUAUUGCCAGAAGUAUUAUAAUUUUAAAUCCAACAUGCACCUUCACAAAAUGUAUCUCUUUGCUAUACCUAACUUUAAUUAGGUAUUUUUUUUUAUUGAGACUGACUCCAGUUGUGAAAAGUGGUAGAGCUGAACUUUAUAUGCUACAGGUAACUGCCAAAAUCUUAAAACCCCCGAAGUUCGAUGUCCACUCCCCCGCAGAAAUCGAAUUAGCAUAAUACAACUCUUAUGGGUUAAUAGGGUGUUGGGCCACCAUGAGCCAGAACAGAUUCAAUGCACCGUGGCAUAGAUUCUACAAGUGUCUGGAGCUCCAUUGGAGGGAGGCGACUCCAUUCUUCAACGAGAAAUUGUUGAUGGUGGUGGAAAACACUGUCUCUGGCGCUGCUCCAGACUAUUC